GUUGAAGUGAAGGACAUCAUUAUCAGAAAAGAAAGGAUUAGUCCCUUCUCAAACUGGGAAAUUGGAGUUUUCCGCAGACCCGCCUUGGUUGCUGCUGUUGUUGGGCCCAGGACAAUCACUGUGAGUGUGUUGCUGUGAUGGCGAGCGACGUCCAAGAUGAGGCGAAGGCAUUGCGCCAGCGGAGAGAGGCGCACGCCAACCGGGAGAGGUAUAGCCUCAACGGCGCUCACACUGUGUUCUCGAACCCGAUGGCUCAGAGGAGCUCUGCUAUGUACGGCGGCACUCAGCGCGACCCAUGCCAGCUCUACGAGGAGAACAUGCAGAAGUGCUUUGCAUUGGCGUAUAGGAAACAUAAGCCGAUCAAGCUCUACUGUUCUAUGGAAUACAAGGACAAUGAAGAGUGCAGAUAUCAAUUUUUACAGAAACUACGAGAUGACGCUCUUCUCCAAAAGCAGCAGAAGUUGGUGAAGGAGGGAAAGUGGCCACCACCAAACCUACCAAAGCCGCUGGAUCAAGAUCGACCAAAGCUCAAGAAUUAUGCACCUGAUGGUAUACCCACAUGGUAGAUGAUACUAUUAGUCCCCAUUUGUUCACUUUAUUUAAUCAUUGACCUGGCCAGCCACGAUAGACAAUGUGCAAUCACAAUGUUUAGGUGCUGCAUUUGAUGACCUCAAUGAGUACAUGCGUGCAGCCCAGUGGUGGAUCACAGAGAUCGGUCCCGGACAGUGAAGAAAUGACCAGUGUAGUGCGAUGGUCUCAGCUGCCAUUGUCGCGUGUGCGUGCGUGUGUAUGCCACGCAUGCAUGUCCAGCUGGUCCUGGGAUGUAGUCCAUUUGAUGAUCUAGCUCUCGCUUACCCACAACUACCAUUAUUUGUACAAAUAACUUGCUACAUACCAUUCGGGCAUCUGAGGCAUUGGGUAUUAUUAUACAUUUCAUAAGUUUGCUUCCAUCGCUGCAUAAUGCUACAUUGAUACUCUGGCUGGCUGGUUCUUUGUGAAUAAUUUUGACAAUCCAAUACGGAUUCGCUAGUUUUUUUUUAAUGUACAUGUACAUGUAUAAAUAUAUGUAGUACAAAACUUCUUUGAAACA
Molecule: messenger RNA, 1090 nt
Organism: Sycon ciliatum
Lineage: Eukaryota; Metazoa; Porifera; Calcarea; Leucosolenida; Sycettidae
Exons: 2
Coding region: 138-566 (142 amino acids)
Source: RefSeq, a predicted model, not a curated record